Molecule: messenger RNA, 1010 nt
Organism: Xylona heveae TC161
Lineage: Eukaryota; Fungi; Ascomycota; Xylonomycetes; Xylonales; Xylonaceae
Exons: 3
Coding region: 53-568 (171 amino acids)
Biological process (GO): protein folding in endoplasmic reticulum
Cellular component (GO): EMC complex
Source: RefSeq, a predicted model, not a curated record
CAGCAUAGCAUACCUAGAGUCUCCCAGUCUUCAUGUCAGAUUGCUCGCAAUCAUGACUAUUCUCUCAAAAUCGCUGACUCUAGUCGGCUCGAUCCUCUUAUUCCAUGCCUGCUACUCCGCGCACGAACAUACCGCGCUCUACCAUACUCCGUCAUCAUCCGCUCUCUCUGGUGCCUCUCGAUUCACCUCCUCAUUUCGAUUGCCUCUAGGCUCCCAGUCCUCUUCUUCUUCGCAAUCGGCUGCUGCUUCAACUUCAACCUCCUCUUCGUCAAGUACAGAUCUACCGCUGGAUAUCAUUCUCGAAACGCUGCUCAGCGUCCUAGUCAUAUGUCUCGGCCUGGUCCUUGGCGCAAAUGAGCUCCGUCCAAUUGCGUGGCGUGUCUGGGCAGGUCAGCUGGAACGCACAAAAGGCGCGUCUGCUGCUUCGGGAGCAGAUAAGUCCGAGAUUGCAGCUGGUAAUCCGUUCCGUGCACUGGAAGAGCGUGUUGGGUUUUGGGAUGUCAGGGCUCAACGAAAAGACUUUGCGAAUUGGGUCCGUGGGGGAGAUCCCGAUGUGAAGGUGGAUUAAAUCUUGGGAGUUACAAAAAGGGACACAGCGAAUGGAAUAUAUGAUGGGACAAGAAAUACAGCAAUGUUUGUAUUUCUCGGUUUACUGAUUCUGAUAGAGGUAUAGCAGGUAUUAAUAUCUGACGAUUUUGCGUUUUCAUACUGGUCUUGAUAUGUGAGAAUGGUGAACUGAUGCCGGGACAUUUCAUUUGUGAUUGUUACUUUGUUUUUCCUCAACGUUUGAUCAACCGUCUCUUCUGAUAUCAGUUUGCCCCAGGUCAUGAUUACGGAGAAGGAACUUAUUUUACAGCGACCAUGAAAUCACUGCACAUGGAAGACAAUGCGGAUGAUUUUUGCAUUUACCAGAACGGAUACAUAUCGAGCUAUGCAGCGGAAAUAAAGGAGAGAGGCCAACGACUAGGCAAUGCAUUGAAUGCUAAUGCGAAUGUAUUUGCAAGAAGGAG